AUGUGGGAGUUUGAAUUUUUUGUAUGUAUUUUUUGAGUGUUGCGGAAAGAUAAAGAGGCAUAUAGACCAGCAAAGCUUAUUUUUAUACGGAAUUUUCGAAUUUUCUUGCUGAAUAGAGUUUAUUUUAGAUAUAGGUAUUCCAAACCUUGGAUAUUACUAAAAAGAAAUAUAUGAAAAUGGUUUGUUCUGGUGGCACUUUUGUUGCUAAUCUGAAGAAGCUCAGCUGAAUCUAUUUGAAACACAGAUGAAUUUGAAGAUCAAGGCAUCUGAAUUAGAUGCCAAGGAUCCUGAGCAGCAUGUGAUGAUUACAGUUCAUGAUAUAAGAAUGGGGCAAUCAAAUGUAAAGAAAAUUUCACUCCAAAUUCAACCACUGGGUUCUGAGAUUGGAUAGACUGUCCAGACGGAACUUAUUAUUCCGAGCCUAUCAAGGGAUGUGCCCGAUGCGAAGGAAGUUGUAACUCUCUUUGUGGAUAUCAAAGCCAUUGUUAUGACUGUCCAACUGGAGAGUUUUUAAAUUUAGAUAAUCUUUCAUGUAUCACUGAAUGAAAUAGCACUACUCAGGUUCAAAUCACAGAUCCUCAACUGAGUAGUAUUCCGUUAUGUAGAACUCCGACCUACUAUGUUAACCCGCUGAGUAUGAGCAAUGCUGAGCUAGGGACUCAGGCUCAUCCUUACAAAGAAUUUGAAUCGGUUAUUGUGGAAAUUAUGAACUACAUUAACCACGAAGGAAAGAAUAUUACUAUAUAUGUUAUGGAGAAGUCUACCAUCUUUGCUAAUAGCCCCACCCACAUUAUCAAUGCUACUAACGUGCAUAUAGAAUCUUAUUCGGAAGUCAGAGUAAACCCUGAGAAAGCUAAGCUAGUGAUUGUCCAGACUAGCUCGAAGAUAAUACCCUACUCUAUGUCUAAUAAGUUCAAUAUUUUGGUUGACAAAGAACAGAGGAGACAAACAAGAAUUUAUGGUAGAGGGUUCCCUGAAGAGGAGCUAUUUUACCUGGUUGUCAAUAAUGCCUGUUUUAAUCCCUACCUAACUGGGCUUACAUUUAAGAAUUUCAGAGUCUCCUCUGAUUAUCUCGACUUGAGGCCAGAGCAUACCUUCAUGGAGCCUCUGAGAGUUGAUGAUAAAGAAGUUGCCCUUAUUGAUUGAGAUAUCAGAAUGGGAGGAACACUGAUACUAGCAGAUACCACUCCAUUCAAUUGGAUCAUGAGAGAUGUCAUAAUUGACAUUAGUACUCUGUGGCGACUCAGUAGACUAACAUUAUUUUGUGGCGAUACAGGCACUACACUUGACACAAAAAUUUACUUCAAGAAUGUGACAAUGUAUACUUCUGAUGCAAAGCCAAUAUUAGUACAGAGACAGCAGACCUUUAUCCAGAACUACUUCCCUCAUGAUUUUGUGAUGGAGGAUGUCACCAUUGACACAUAUGUAGGCUAUAACUUUGAGUCAUCACAUUCAUUUACAUACAUCAGUGAUGAGAAAUGAAAUAACGACUUGAGGCCUGCUUACUACAAUUUCACAAAUUUUCACCUGACGACGACACGGUUGGAGAAGACUCUAACUGAUAAAGUGGAGACUAACAAUUUUAUUGUAGAACAAUACUCUGAGUCUAACAGAUCUGUUGAGUUCCACCUCACAAAUUUUACUUGCAGUAAUGAUAUCCAGAAAACUUAUGCAUGAAUGCAGUUCACUGCUGGUGAAAGAGGAGACAUCUUCAUAACUGAUUUUCACGGUGUUAACAACGAAGGCUAUCUCGGACUACUGAUUGCGAAUAGUGUUACUUUCACUAAUAUGGAUUUGAAUGAGGUUUCUCUUUCAUCUCCGAAGAUCUUUGACAUUCAAUGAUACUCAUCUUUUACAGUCAAUGGGCUAGUUAUGAAUAAUUCAUUGAUCUCCACUGAAAAUACUUAUUCUGCGAUAAAGGUUAAAUUACUGAAACCUGGAGAAAUUUCAAUCAAUGGCCUUAAAAUUGUGAAUAGUGAAGUAGUACAAGCUCAAGCUGUGUUUUACGCAACAUCACAAAGCGGGGGAAGUUUGACUAUUAACUCACCUCAGUUCCAAAACAUGACUCUGAGUGAAGAAGCAUCGAUCCUUAGUUAUGGCAUUCUGGAUAAGGUCUUGAUCAAUGGCCUCCAAACUAACCUUGUAGUCACUAAGUCAGGAGAUCUUGAAGUCAAUUCAUGAAUUACUCAUUACUAUGACAGUAAUUUGGCGGCACCAAAUAUCGAACAGGUGAUUUCUAACAUUACAAUGGAGCAGUCUUCUGUCUCAAUGAUAGUAAUAUCAAAGCCAGACUAUGAUACAGCUUCAACAUCAUCUUUACUGGUGUCUAACGUUACCUACCAGAACACAGUGUCAUCAGCUGGUGUAGAUAUUGUAAAAAUAUACAGGAUGGCCUCUACAGGCACUUAUGAGAUAAUUUUUGAAGAUAUGACAUUCAAGAAUUUGACGUUUCAACGAAACACUAAGCUGUUUCAUCUAAUGCAGCAGCUCAAUACUCCUGUGGAUAUCCGGAACAUCCAAGUCUCUAAUGUUGUUUACGCUGGGAUAACAGUUUUGGCUUACGAUACCAACAAUGUAGGCAAUUUUACACAAGUUAAUAUCCAAAAUAUCUCAGUGACAGAUGUGGAUACAAAUUUACGAUCCUUUAUCAAUAUCUAUGAGGGAGCAAAUGUCAAUGUCAGCGAUUCAACAUUCCAGAGAAUCAGUAAUUUAGAUAGCGGGGCUGUGAUGUCAGCAGGAUUUCAAAAAGCCAUCGCACGGUUCUAUAACACCUCAUUUUUUAACAAUACGUCAGUAGAGGGAGGUGUAUUUACCAGCCAAUCUCAGAGCAUCAUUGAGUGCCACCAGUGUAUGAUUUAUAGCAACUUCGCUAUCUCAAGUGGAGUCAUUAAGAUCAAUAGUGAUGGAAUUUUCAAAUUCUAUAACUCGGAAAUUUAUGAAAACAAAGCAAUGGUGGCUUCUGUAGCAGAGUUAUUCUCAACCCAAACCCAAAGUAUAGUGAGUAAUUGCACAAUCAGAUCAAACCAGAUCCUAUCAAGCGUGGAAGUAUUGAUUCAGCGCUUUGUAUUUGAUUCUUUUCGUGAAUAUCUUCUUGACCAUGAGUAUCUUCUUGAGCAUUCUGAGAAUCAAUAUUGCUUCAAAAUAGUCCAGGGAGAAUUAAUCAUGACCGAAAAUGUGCAAAUUUAUGACCAGGAUAAGCUCAUACAGUCAACUAAUGGAGUUAUCACUUUUGAAAAUGUUCAAAUUAGAGACACUAUUUGCAGUCUGAAUAUUUUCUCUUUGUCUGAAUCUCGGGGUUUUAUGUAUAAUAUUACUAUCAGUAAUAUUACGAAGGAAGUAGAUACUCCAACAGAGAUUAUUUAUGUCUCAAAUUCAUUGCUUUUUGAAUCAAAUUCGACAUAUGGUGACUCAACUGUAGCCUAUCUUACAGCUAUUUUGGCAGUGGUAAAUGAGAAGAUCCUUAACAUUCGCAAUGUGGCUUUAUCUGAUGAUGACCUUAUCCUGAUUGCACAAAGUUCCUUCGAGCAGACUUAUGCAGACAGUGGGAGCACAUAUAUUUCCUCUAUCAGAGAGUCUACUUUUGUGAAUAUCACUACUGAUUCAUCUAAAAGCAUCUUGAGCUUUGUGAAAUCUUCCUUCAGUGAGAUUACUGACAAUCUUUUUAGAGAUAAUGGUAUUCAGGUACUUAACUUUCAGAAUUCAGUGCUGAAGACAAUUCAAAAUGUUAGUGUCUCCAAUAGUUAUUACUGAGCCAACUUUUUAAAGACAACUGUGCAGUCUUUAACAAACUCAACUUUCACCCAAUGCGGAGGCACUGGUAAGCUCUCUGGUGGAGCUAUUGACAUUGAAAAAUCCAAUUUGACUAUUUCACAUACAAGUUUUAUCGGAAACAAAGCAAUAUCAGGAGCAGCGAUAUCUGUUAUCUGUGAUGUUGACAACCAAUGCUCUAACAGCUUUAUCAAUCUGACCUUUGAUGAUAAUACUGCUGUUAAGCAAGGAGGGAGUAUUUACUACAAUUUUAACCGACCAUUUAUGACACAACUGACCUUUAAUAACAAUGCUGCACAGUAUGGGACUAAUAUAGCUAGCUAUGCGGUGAGAAUCGUAAAAAAAGGAACUUUAGUGAAUAAGAUCUCCCUGACUGAUGUCGCAAGUGGGCUCAAACAUGAUGAAAGCUUAAAUUUUGACUUAGUGGACAUUGAUAAUCAGAUUAUGAACCUUCAAGAAAGCUCUGUGAAAGUAGUUCCAAUUCAAAGUAAUACAUCUAUCGAAGGGACAGUUGAGACUAAGUUCUCUAAUGGAUCUGCCUCAUUCGAUAAUCUCAUUUUUAAAGCUAGUACAGGGGCUCAAGGUGUCCAGUUUAGAGUGACCUCCAAAGCUAUUGACUCAACCAUACUAGCCCAAGUGUUAGACAACUCUAUGGGCGAAUACGAUAAUAUAAUCCAUACUAAUUUUAGGUAUUGCAUGUCUGGAGAAAUUGAAAACCAAUCUAAACAAUGAGAGCAAUGUCCAGCUCUAACUUAUUCUCUUGGAUGGAACUCCACUCAGUGCACCGAUUGAAUGGAACAUGCUCAAUGACUUGGUGAAGAUCACAUCAAUGUUGAUAGUGGAUACUGGAGAUAUACUGAGAACUCUACUGAAAUUAUCGAAUGCCCUAACACUGAUGCAUGUGAAGGAGGGUAUCUUGCAGAUAGUGAAUUCCCAACUGAAUGCGCUCCUGGUUAUGCAGGAAUCUUGUGAGGAGAGUGCCUGAUACAUGAGAAUGUAAAAUAUCAACCUCUGAGCGACUUCAGGUGCACUAAAUGCCCAAAUGCUACAUAUAACGCAAUCAGGAUAUUUUUUGUUGCUCUCGUAGCAUUUCUAUUUCUCUCGUUAUUGAUUUAUGUGAAUCUUAGAAAGAGGAGGGAGAACCAGCACUCAAUUUUGUUUAGGAUUAUGACGAAUCAUAUGCAUUUAAUAUCGGCAGCAAUGUCAUUUAACAUGAAGAUACCAUCAAGUUUUGACUCCUUGUUUUCUCGAGUAAACAGAGUAUCUUCGCCGAAUGAGAGUUUCUUCUCGUUUGAUUGAUUCAUUAAAGAUUAUGAGAUCAAGCUAUUUGCACCUUCAAAUUCACUAUUUAAGCUAUUCCUGUUCCUCUUCUUGCCAGUCUUCUUGAUUGGGGUGAUAAUAAUUGGUCUGUUUAUAGUAAAUUUAGUUCUAUACCUCUUCAAGAAGCAUAAGAUGUUUGACCAAAAGAGAGCAAUUGUAGUGUCAAUGAUCUGUAUAAUCUUCCUAUUCCAUCCGACAUUAACCCUUGAGUCUCUUUCAGUAUUCCUCUGCAACCAGAUAGAUGCUGAUGAGUACAGGAUGACUAUGCAUUUAGAGUACAGAUGCUACUCAUUGGAUCACCUUAAAUGGAGUGCUUUCGUAGGAAUGCCCAUUCUGCUCCUCUGGGUUAUAGCUUCGCCCAUACUCGCCCUGAUGAUCCUUACAAGGCAUCGUAAAAACCUUGAAGACUGGAGUAUCAAGAAGUACAUGUUGAUAAUUUACCAAGGGUUCAAGCCUGAAGUCUAUUACUGGGAGUUUGUGAACAUUCUGAGGAAAGUCCUGAUUGUUUCGACUGAUAUUUUUCUUAGUAUAGCUCCAAAUAAUUACAGUCUUGUUUGUGCUAUUGUUAUAUUGAUUUUUCUGUGGAGAAUUCAGAUCAGGCUACAACCAUAUAAGUUGAAAGACAACAAUGAGUUAGAGUUAUAUGGAACUAUUGCUGUCAUGAUUACAUUCUUCUGUGGAUUCAUCUUCGCUAAAGGCGAAGAUGCAGUCACAGGAUUCUAUAUACUCUCAACUAUAAUAAUUUUCGUGUGUAACGGAAUCUUCUUCUUAAAAUGGCUCUUCCUCAUGCUCAUUGAAGUCAAGUGGAAGAACCAGCAUUUCCAGCGUACGCUGGAAAUCUUUGCCAUCCUCCUCCUUAAGGAAAAGAACUGGAGAAAAGAAAGAUUUAAGGUAGAAGAGACACCGAUGUUAAAGAAAACACCAGUUAAGGAAGCAACCAAGAAGCCUAAAAAAGGAAAGAAGAGAAGGAGACAGUUUAAGAAGAUCCUUAAGAACGGAGUUAAGAAUGCCAAAAAUAAUAAGCUAAAUGCCAAGUUGUAUAAGAUUAAAGCAUUAGAUAAUCAGUUUUCCAGUAUGAGAGACAAUCUGAUAACAGAUUGGUACUGAACAGCAAAACUUCUCGCAAACAGUAUAAUCAGAGGAAAAUCGUGUCAAAUUACCUGAACAUCAAAAGGACAUCUCUCAACUAAUCAUUGAGAUGAGCCAUGAAGAAGAAAAGAAUUCAACACCCCAGAGUUUAUUUAAAAAUUAUAACGAAAGAAAGAUUGAUCAAAGAGAAGAAGAGUCGAAGGACACUUCAAUGCAAGAGGUUUUCGGCUUUACUACAGAAAACAGGAAAAACAGGCGUAAGCGUAAAAAGAAGUAUCACAGGAGAAAUGACUCUGGGCACGACCAAGAAGAGGAUGAGGAAGAGAAGGAAGAACAGUUUCGUGUGUGGAAGAGAGAACGGAGGAGUUAAA
This is a messenger RNA of Moneuplotes crassus, 6548 nucleotides long. The record is from the annotation of a GenBank genome assembly. Lineage: Eukaryota; Ciliophora; Spirotrichea; Euplotida; Euplotidae.